GAGAGAGAGAGAGAGAGAGAGAGAGAGAGAGAGAGAGAGAGAGAGAGAGAGAGAGUAAUUGUAGGCAAACAGAAAUAACAAGGAACCGGCACUAAAACACACACACACACACACACACACACACACACACACACACACACACACACACACACACACACACACACACACACACACACACACACACACACACACACACACACACACACACACACACACACACACACACACACACACACACACACAUAUAUCCAUAAUCAUAAACUGGUGGCAGCGGUAGGAUAUUAGUACAUACAUACAUACAUACAUACAUACAUACAUACAUACACACACACACACACAUAAACACACACACACACUCAAAAUUGAGGACCAAGGAAGACCCUCCCCGGCACUCCACCUCGACCUGCAGCAAGUCUCGAGUCCACCUCCACCCUCGACUUCAAACUCACACUCCAGCGAACAAUCCGUGGGGCGAGGUAGAUGUGGAGGAAGAGGCGACGAAAAGACAGCGAGAAGAGGCCGGGCAGUCUUUGUGAGGGGGAGAGGAGGACGAGGAGGAGGAGGAGGAGGAGGAGGAAGAGGGUGCAAGGCGGUGUCCCCAGUCGCUGAAAUGUUUCGUCCAGUGGGUCUUCUAUUGCACUCACAAUCCGUGCCUUGUUUUGGCUCAUACGAGAACAUCAGCCACCUGGACGUGCCCGACUCCGUCUCCAAGAAACGCUUGGUGCAAGGGCGUGAUGGAGGACGAGGAGGAGCUGGAUACAUGAACCUACCUUCCCCUAAUGUAGCAGCAGAGGACAACGAGCAUCAGAACCUCUUCCGGGGGGGUGAAGGGGGGAAGCCUCAGACUCGGACAAUGGAGAGGACGAUGCAGGACCGCCCGCCUCCGCCCUCACUAGGAGACGCGCCCUUGUGCCGCCCAAACUCCUCACUGAUACUGCGAAUUACGACGCCCACGAGACUCCCUCCACGCCUGUUAAUGGAUGUCAAGACUCCAAUGUGACGAGGAACAAGAGAAGGUCGAGCAUCGUGGUGAUUCCCCCGAUGCAGGUGUGUCCAGGUGACCUUCUCGUGUACUCCAAGGUGCUCACUCAGAGGACAAAUCUAAUAGCCGGUGACCUGGAUGGCUCCACGCAAUCCCUCGCUGUCACGGAAGCAGCUUGCGACUGUUUUUCAGAUCCGGUGGGAAACAGGAAGGGAAAAAAUACUUGGUCUUUGCUGAGGCUUUUCGACCGCUCCAACCGCACUAAAUCUGAGUCCCUGUGUGGCCUUGAGGAAGUGUUGAGUUGCCUGCAGCCCAGCGAGUUUGAGGAUGAGCAGCUGUCAAGAUAUAAAGGCAUGUGUUGGACGGACUUCGUGUCGUACAAGGAGGGCGGGCACCAGGGAGACUCGCCCACCAAAGAGGGGGAGGUGACCAGCAGCCCCCCGAUGGUAGCCCUCAACGACCGCGCGCUGCUCAUCACGCCUGCUAAGCCCGAGACGCGGCCCGAGCGGCUGGAGCGCCACGACCAGGUAAUGGCGCUCACCUGCCUAGAUAGCGAUGCGCCGCUCAUGCCCCGCCGCCGCCACCCGAUGACCAUAAUGAGGACGAUGAGUGAACGCUCCCUGGACAGAGGACGCUCUGGCUUCCUAAACAUGCUCAGUGAACGUGUGCAUCACUCUGAACGCGCGUCAAUGAGGGCGUUUAAUAAGUCGUCGGUUCUAAGCGGCAGUCCUUUCAGUAGUUUUAAAAGCUCCAAUAACGCGACCACCGCCACGGCUGCUGCUGCUGCUACUGCCACGACCACUGCCUCCACUACCUCGUCCGUCACCUCGCCCUGCACCACGGAGAUGGCCAGCGUGGAGAGGGCGUUGGAGGCUGCCAGGGAGAAUGUGCGUGCGUCCCUCAACAAGACGGAGACCAAGAGACGAGAGGCGGUAUGGGAUUUGUUCCAGUCUGAGUGCGCGUUCCUCUAUGAUCACCUCAUGGUCCUCAAGAACGUGUACAUGGAGCCGCUCAAGAAGAUCCAGGUGGACGGGUACGCCAUGUUUGCCGAACCUGAGCUGCUAUUUGGCAACCUGGACGAGUUAUGCUGCGUGACGUACGCCUUCUGCAAGGAGUUUAUUAACCUCCUUGAGCAGCAGCAGACACCGGUGGGCCAGCUGGACACGACGAAUGUCCUUGUGAGGCUUUUUCAGAAGGGCAGCAAAGCGGUGAUGUUGUGUCAGGCCUACCACCGCUACGCCCUCAACUAUAUCAACGCCUUGAACUACUUGGAGACCUUACGAAGACAAUUGGAAUUCUGCGAGUUUGAGAAGUGGUGUAACAGGGACCCGCGGUGCAAGAAGCUGCAGCUGACGGACCUGCUGGUGGCGCCCGUGCAGCACAUCAUGAAGGUGCCACUGAUCCUGCGGGACAUCGAGGCCAGGACAGAGGAGCCUCAAGAGCGGGCCGUGGUGCGAGAGAUCAUAGAAGCUGAGGAACAUUCACUUAGGGAACUCGACGACAAGAUGAAGUGGCUGAAAAACUUCGAACGGCUCCUUGAGAUUCAGAGGAACAUCUUCUGGCCGCCUGUCACUGAGCUGGACCCCAAAGUGUACAUCCCGGAGUUCCUCAAGGGCGCUAUUUCUAGACAGCCUUGCGAGCGUCUUAUCGUGUCGCCGCGCCGUCAGAUCAUCCUGGAGGGCUCACUGCACAUGCUGGAUCACAAUAAGCCCCAAGAAAUGUACGUGAUCCUCUUCGAUGACAUGCUGCUCAUCACGAGAAGGAAGAAAGGUCUGCAUAAGAAGAAAUCGUCCCUAACUGAAAAUUGGCCUAGUUCCUGCUCUCGUGCGUCCAGUGGCGGGGACUCAGCGUUAAGGUACAUAGUUUACAAGCAACCACUGUCACUAGAUCGCUUCUUUAUCCACGACGUGACGCCCCACGAAUCUGCCGCGUCCAAGUUGGAGGCAGCCUUCGUGUUGGUCAACCUGAAUCGCUUCCAGCAGAUUGUGACUGUGUGUACCUUCCAAGCGCAGACGGAACAGAUCAAGCAAACGUGGCUGUCAAAACUUCGAGACACCCAGGACAAGUGGAAAAGAACCUUACAGAAUACAGUCUUCAGGUCCCAGCGCCUUCCCUCCUCGGCCACCACGCCGCCGAAGGGCACGCAGCUCCUGAGGGACGCCAGCAUUAACAGAGAGUACCCUUAAGGAAAACGGGAUGCUGGGUGAUAGAAAAUGUGAUGUGUUUCGCCGCUGUGUCUACGUUAUUUUCUCGUCCCCUUUGAAAAUACGUGUGUGUGUGUGUGUGUGUGUGUGUGUGUACUGUUUUCUACUCACAGUGUACACUAUGUAAUUUACGUACACAGGUUUUCGUACGUACAUAUGUACUACUAUAGCGGGUGUAUGUUUGUGUGUGCGUGCGUGCGUGUGUAUGUACAGAUGGCUUUGCGUAUACAUUUCAAGUUCCUGUCGUGUAUACAUAGAAAGAUGGAAAAUUACGAUGAGACAUAUACAUACACAUUUAAGUAUACAUGCUGGGAAUGUGUACAGAGAUCAUGUGUACCACGAAAAAUAUACACAGAGAAUAUACAUACUGUGCAAACUUCUUAUUGUUCAUGUACGUUUAUGUAUACUUGGGUAGGUUACGUAGCCAAGACAUACAGCGUGGCGUCAUGGAGUAUGCCUGACAGUGUAUACAAGAAUUGAAAUAUCGUAUACCUGUAUUGAGAACUGAAGCUUGAAAUACGAAGCUCCGAAUCGUGUUUCAGUUUAAGGUGAAGUGUGUGAAAAAGAUAUUAAGUUUGCGCAUUUGAACUACAACAACAACAACAGCAACAACAGUAACAAUAAUAAGGUGUUGUAAUGGAAAGUUCAAUAAAAGGAUGAUUACUUCCAGAAAAGUGUCGUUUCGCAAAGUUGAAAGCUUCGAAAUAUGAAGUUAAGUUGAUGAAACUGUGAAAGAACCGCGAAUGCAAACGAAGAAAAAAAAAAACUGAAUAGGGAUGGAUGAAAAUACGUGAAAAAUGAUGAAAAGAAUAAGGAGUGAUUUUUUUUCCGGUAUAGAUGAAAGAAGAAAAAGAAAAGUAGAUGAAAAGAAAAAUUUUUACUAUUUUUCUAAAUUAAUAAUAAGCAUUUCGUGAACAAUAUGAAGUUAAGGUCAAAUAAAUAAGGAAGGAAAGGUGAAAGAAAAGAUCAAAUAAAGCUUAAGUGAACUAGACCAAUCUGUAUAAAAAAUAAAUAAAUAAAUAAAUAAUAAAGACAGAGAUGAAGAAAAAAAAUACAUGAAAAAGAUAUAAAAAAAAAAAAAAAAAAGAAAAUAACUAACUUUUGAACUCAAGAAAUUUCCAUGAACGUUUCGUGAGUCAGUUCAGAUCACGCUAUUUAUUCACACUCACUGUUCAUGGUCACUCAUCCUCAUCCUCAUGCUCACCUCCACGCCACCACUGACUUGCCACUAAUGCUCCUGACGCUCAUUACAAUACUUAAGUACACACAUCUUUUUGAUAAAUACACGUAAUACUAACCAUGUGUGUGUGUGUGUGUCAGCGUGUGUGUGUGUGUGUGUGUGUGUGUGUGUCAGCACCAUUCGUGACCUCAUACAAGUCAGGUCAUGCUGUAGAAAAUGUUAGUAAUCUUUAUCCGUUUUCUUUCAUCUGCCUCUUUCUUUUUCAAGGGAAAGGUACGUUUUUUUUUUUUUUGUAAUUUUUUUUGAGGGGGAAGGAAUAUGAUUUAUUCUUCCCUUCCCUCUCCCUUUCCCUUUUCAACGUCCCCGCAUUGAGAGAAAAUAUAUACUCACAAAAUCAGAAUCUCUAUAGAUACUUGAAAAUCUGAUGACCUUGGGAAACGUGAAAAGACGUCCCCGUUCCAGAUUCUUUUUAUGAUAACCCAAGUGAAGUUUUGGAAGGUGUAGAAAAUAACAAAGAAUUAUAUAUAUAUCGAACCUGCUAUUAUACACUACGAGCUUAUAGAAACUUUGAAAACGAAGUGAAAACCUUAUCUCACUGAAUGACAUAAGAUGUGCUAUAUAGAAGUAUAAUAACUGAUAAUAACUGCUUUUUCUUACUUGUAAAUGUGAUAUUCUAUAGUGAACACUUUAUAUAUAGAAACAAAUGGCGUGAAUCUGCUGUACGGAAACUUAUCAUGUAAAAACAGUGACGCGAAGCGAAGGAGAAACAAUUAAGUGUACCCUCUAAUAAACCCAAAGAAAACGUACAUAUCUGAAAGGAAGACUAAACUAAACCUAUUUUCCACACCAGAAGAAAGAAAAUCAGUGUAAAACAAACAAGUCAGACAAGUAAAGGAUAGAUGGACUUCCACUGGCCAGGACAAGAGUCUAUACCACUCAUUCCACUCAUCUCACCUACAACUAACCCCAACAGGCGGGCGGGGGAGAGGGGGCCAUUCCACCUCCACACCCCCGCCCGUUUUAAACAAUGUGAUAUAACCUACACUUUCUACCCUCACUCUCUGCCCUGACUCUCCAAACUCCCACCAGACAGUGUAGUUAACACUGCUCGCUCGUUCCCAUAGAAUUGUAUAUUUUCAAGGAAUAUUUAUAUAUGUUUGUAAACUUAAACCUUCUAAACCUUCUCUAAACUUUCUCUAUAACGUGGAGAGAUUAAAUAAAUUCCUGUGAUUUUUUGUAUUCUAAAAAGACGGAGUUGUAAGUACGUAGUGUGUGAAUGGAGGGAGGGAGGGUGUUGUGCUGUGCCUCCCACCCCCACACCUGUCUACUGGCGGCCUACACCUGUCUGUUACCUGUCCAGCACCCUCCCUCCUCUCCGUUGGCGUUAAAAUAUGUGUUUGUGAAAGGCCGGAAAGAGGAGACUGAAUCUGACGCCUUUCUCGUUCGUUGGUUCGAGUCUCUUGCUUCGAAGCCUCACGGGAUAACUGGGUGUAUGAUUCGUGCGUCGUUCAUAAGAUUCAGAACUCACGAAUGAACCUUAGAUGUGCAGAACAAAGUAGCAACAACAGCAGCACCACAAAAGACAGUUAAGUAAGGCAGUCAUUUCAUUUCCACUAAGGUAAUUUAAGGAGCAAUGCAACACACUUAUCUGCAAUAGUGUAUCCUGCAAUAAUCGUAGUCAUCACUGGCAACACUCUAGAAGGAAAACGGGAACACAGCAAUAUUUUGACGCAAGCAAGGAAGGAGCACGGAGAGAGGAAAACGAGGUGGGAGUCUGUGUGAGCUACGUUUUCUGUUGUCCCUUUCCCAGCGUGACCCAGCGUGAUCUAGGCCGGUCUUGGAGGUCAGGAUGCUUGUGUGUAAGAUCAGGAAGACGAAAAUUUAAGACCAUACGUAUAUUCAGUUGUCUCCGCUUCUUAUCUCAACUUUCAACAGCCUCUAAGGAAAGGCAUUUGGAUUUUUAGGGUCUUUUUUUGUGAUUCUGGUGAUGGGAUGGUGUCUGCUUUGCAUCAUCAGAGAGUAAAAUGCCAAUGAGAGUUUUAUUAAUUUAACUUUGCAAUUUUUUUUUAAUCCAGUUUUCUAUAUAUUGUUUUAUCCUAAUUUUUAUCAGCUUUUAUCAUCAUUUAAGGCAUAAGUUACAGUGGAAGACUAAAGAUAUAAGGAAAAAGCUAAUGCAUAUAUAUUGUAAAAAGCGAAAAACAAGGAAAACUUUGAAAUAAAAUAAAUAAAAAGGACUAGAAAAUGUAUACACGUUCAGAAACUCUUUUACGUUGAAGACUGACUUAUUAAACAAGCUUGGAGGGAAGUACCAGAAGUGCAUUAGAGAAGGAGUGUUUUUUCAGAGUACCGGGAUCAAUAACUUGGCAAUAAGGGAGACACUAUGGUACUGAAGUAGAAAGAAGAGGCGGUGGAGAUUCCUUGAAAGAAUAUACACAGAAAACGGAGGAUAAACACGGAGCGAUAAAAGACGAUGAGAUUCCUUGAUUAAACGUACCAGACAAGCUUUGCAGGAAAUAUUACAAGUGUGUCAGAGGGAAGCAGUUUUUUUUUCUUUUUUUUCUUUCCUUUUUUUUUCAGAGCACCAUGACCAGUAACAGUUGCUCAUAAAGUGAACGUAAUGUGCUGAGAAGUAUGAGGCAGAAUCACGGGGAGGAUGAUCUGCCUUGAUUAAAUGGAGGAAAACGUACCAGAUAAAAUAAAUAGGAAGUAUUAGAACCGUGUCAGAAGAAAGAAGCGUUUUAUUAUUUUUAUCAUUAUUUAUUUUAUUUUAUUUUUUUAAGCAUCAUAACCACCGCUGGCAAUAAGAGCAACCUGAUAUACUGAAGUCACAGGAAGGAGAGGCAGCGGAGAGACAUUGAUUAAACUAAGAAAAAGCAUUCCUGACAAUAUCUGAGGGAAGCAUUAGAAGCGUACCAGAGAACUUGAGUAUUUUUUCUAACUAUAAGAGGAACAUGGGGUGCCGAAAUAGGACACUUAUGGACUACCUUAAGCCUACCUAACUACUGUAACCAACCCCUGAUGAAAGUACACGUUAUGUCCUCUGCCCGUUCAUUGGCUUAGUGUCAUUGUGUUUUACGGUGUGUUUGUUAUAACUGUCAAUUAUACACGCAGGAUUCAACAUUUAAUUUCAGGAACUCCUUCAUUCACCCCACUUUCUUUUUCGUCCCGCGGGUUAAAGUUUCAAGAUGGCGGACCUCUAAGGCUGAGCUGCGUGCAUGUAAGGGUCACACCAGCUGGGGAAUAAGGCAAAUAUAGUUCUUAAAGUUGUCAUAUAGAAAAUAUCCUGUAUUUUCAUUUAUUUUUUUUUAUUUUUUCAUUUUUUUUCUACUUUUAGAAAUACUUUUGAUUCACGCAGACUUUAUUAUUAUUCAAAAUGCUGUUAAUAGUAUUUUCAUCCAUAUUUACUAAGUUAGAUAACCAUUCUAAAUUAUAUAUAUGAAUGUUACAUAUCAUUAUUAUCAUUAUUAUUAUUAUCGAUACGCUGCUUACCUGUGAAUCUUGUGGCACGUGUUUUCCAGGUAAAUUCCCAGAUAUUUCCAGACACAGACUCCAUCUCGCGCCCCUCAGGUGUGCUCCAUCUUAGUCUUUUCCAAGCCGCGUGUGAACUUGAGGUAACCAGGUGUUAAACUUACCUGGUGAAGUGCUUACCUUGUGUGUGUGUGUGUGUGUGUGUGUGUGUGUGUGUGUGUGUGUAGAUGAGACAGGUAAAUUUGUCAUUAUGUUCACAAGAGCGUAUUGGCUAUGUGUGUGUGUGUGUGUGUGUGUGUGUGUGUGUGUGUGUGUGUGUGUGUGUGUGUGUGUGUGUGUGUAAGGGUGUGUGUACAUAUACUACUGUUAGAGCUGUUUUUUGUACUGUAUGUGUGUAAAAGAAAAAUAUAUAUGAAUAUAUAAUGUAUUUUCUAUAUAGAUGAGUGGCGAGGGUGGUCAAGAUGGGAGACUUACUGUGUGUGUGUGUGUGUGUGUGUGUGUGUGUGUGUGUGUGUGUGUGUGUCACGUUCAUCAUUCCAUUACUUAUAUAAUUUUUUCCUUCAUAAUAUUUUUUUCUUUUUUCAACGAGUUUCAUGAUAAAGUAAAAAGAAAAGUAAUUAUGUUCUAUAUCUAUUAAGAAACAUAACAUUCAUACAUACAGAGAUACAUAAUUAUAUCCAUACAUUUAUAUAUGCAUACAUACAUACAUACAUACAUACAUACAUUCAUACAUACAUACAUACAUAUUUUAAUAAAGUUAUACACACAAUCAACUAAGAAUAGAUCAAACAUUCUCUACCUCAACAUUCAACCUUCAUUGCUUCACCUUUAAUUGCUGGUAUUCCACUUAAUUGCUUUAUAGUCAGCUAGUUUUGAUAAUUACACAAUUUUAUCUGUUUGUUGAAUUAUCACUAAUUUUUCGAGUCAUUGAAUUCAGAAAUGUAUGUUAUUUAUGUUAUCUUUUCUUUCUCUCUUUCUCUCUCUAUUGUGUAUAUAUUUCAUCAGCAAUCUUCAUCUUUAACAGAAUUUACAUUUAUAUUUACAUUCCACACAUUUUUCUGCUUCUUUUUCUUUAUCUUGACUUCUUUCCUGAUUGUUUCCUUUUUUCCUUUUUUUUUUUUUCUUUACGUUUUCUAUUUUGGUCCUCACAGAUGCGCUACUCAGUUCCCCUUUGACAUUUGACCUCGCCUCCCUCCUCCAGCCGUGACCUUCUGGGGAGACAGGUCACUGGUGGACUGAGGGAGGGGGCCCUUCCUCCCCACCCACUUACCUGACCACCCUCGCCCCUACCCCCCCCCCCUUGGAUACCCUCGUUGUUAUGGAUCCGUGUUUUUUUUUUCCCAGAGAGAGAGAGAGAGAGAGAGAGAGAGAGAGAGAAAGAGAGAGAGAGAGAGAGUUAUUCAGAGAUCAUAUUUAUUUGUAAGAUAGAUAGAGAAAGCACUAUUAAUGUUAUAAAAGAGGACCAAAAAAUUUAUCGAAAGGAGAACACGAGAGAAAAGGAAGAAGAACCAAAGAGAAUAGAGGAGGAGCGAAAGUAAACAAGAAAUAAGGAGAAACAAGGUAAAUAAACAACAGUGAGGGAGAAAAAAAGGAGAGACAGAAGAAUAAGAAGAAGAAGAAGAAGAAGAAGAAGAAGAAGAAGAAGAAGAAGAAGAAAUCAACAAGAGGGGAGGACGUUAAAGAGAAUGAGAGAACGAGAGAAAAAAAAAAAAAAAAAAGGAAAAUGGAGUAAUACACUUUCUUUUUAUUUCCAACCGGUCGCUUCUCAGAUCUGGUGCAAAAGUCCCAGAAUCCUCGAAUUGCGGCUUAAUGUAAUUUGUGCGUACGAGUGAGACUGGAGUGAAGUAUAUAACAGUUACCUGUGAGACUCGCCGCAUUUGCCUCCACGUGUAGAAAAUGGGAAUCUGCUGUAAGAGAGAGAGAGAGAGAGAGAGUGGGAUUUGAUUACGUACGUAUGUUCGUUUUCCGUGUAUUUGUAUGUGUUUUUUGGUCAUUGUGGUGCGUAUUUUUUUUUUUUUCGUCCUUUUUUAGUAAGGUUUUUGUUUAUAUAACUUGCCGAUGUGUAUACUUUUUUGUUACUAGGUUUCAUACAAUUUUAGUUCACUUCCUUCUUUUCUCUAAUCUUUAGUUUAGGCAUUCGUCAUUUUAUUGUACUUUCUAGAAUUGUUAUAUAGCCUUUCCUUUUUUCUUCUUUCUUUUAUUUUCUUUCUUUCAUGCUUGCCUUCUUUUGGACAGUAAUUAUUAAAAAUCUAAUCCAUUUCUUCUAUAGACAAGCUUUAUGUUAACGUUCUAUGUCGUAUAAGCUAAAACACCAAGCAGAGAAAUGUCACUAGAUACGUUCAAAUUAAGACAAAAUAUACAUCUAGAUCAAGGAAUUUAAGUCACACAUUUGAGGAACACUUUAGUCUCAAAUUCAAUGAUAAAUAAGAUUAAGACAUUACUUUUAGGCCAAUCUACAAGGGAAAUUAAAACGAGAUUAGAUUAAGCAACACAGAAAACGGAGGAAUAUGUAAGAGAGACUUGUGUAAUCCCGUAGGAGCGAGGACAGUCCUGUUACCUGAACCUUGGGACUAGAUCAGCAGGUGACAAUGGGCCGUCUUGACGCUGCUAAUUAGACACCUGUGAAUUGGUGAGCUGAAAGGCAGGUGUGAGAGUGCAGGUGUUUAUUAAUCCCGUUUUAGGUGAGAAAUGUGACUUGGAAUGAUAACAAUUAGUAAUGCGAUCAGUUUAUUGCUAUUUUUUCAGUUAGUUUCGCUCAUUCCCAGUUAAUUUUUUAUUCAACUAUUUUUUGUCUCUUAUCAGGUAGUUUUGUUCGUUCAGUUUCCAUUAGUAUUCGCUCAGUUAUCACUUACUUUCGCCACCUUGUUUACAAUUACUUUAAGUUGUUUUUUUCAGUUAUUUUACGUCAUAUUUUAGUUGUUUUUCCUGUCAGUUUCCAGUUAUUUUCGUUCACUUUCUCGUAAUAUUUGUUGCCUCCAGUUAUCUCCGUUCAGUUCGAUGUUACUUUAAUGUGUCAUGUCUGUUUGUGGAAACGCAUAACAAUUGGAUGAUUUAUUUAACCAGUUUAUUUAUUUAUUUCAUCUUAUUUUACCAUUAUUAGUCUUACGUAUCUGAAUUUAUUGUAUAGAAGUAAGACAGGUUCAUGUACACGCAGAGAGAGGCUUAACACAGAGGUUUAAAGGCGAAGUUACCAUCCAAAGUAAUGAUUGUGAGAACCUUACUGUUAUGUUCGAGGUAAUAAAUAAUAAUAAUAAUAAUAAUAAUAAUAAUAAUAAUAAUAAUAAUAAUAAUAAUAGUAAUAAUAAUGAAUGGCCUAAGCUUAAUUAAAUGACUGAAAGGUGCCAAACUAUGCCUGAGUAAUUUUUGGGCGAUGAAUGUAACUACUGUUUAUACAUUGUACAAAUAAAUGUCUUACGAAAAGCUCUA
Scylla paramamosain (green mud crab) is the source of this 11260-nucleotide messenger RNA. Its product is annotated as pleckstrin homology domain-containing family G member 7-like. Gene Ontology annotation, molecular function: guanyl-nucleotide exchange factor activity. Lineage: Eukaryota; Metazoa; Arthropoda; Malacostraca; Decapoda; Portunidae. The coding region runs from base 1042 to 3168 and encodes 708 amino acids. The record is from RefSeq and is a predicted model, not a curated record. Gene Ontology annotation, biological process: Rho protein signal transduction. The transcript has 16 exons.